GCCAAGGCAGACCUGUUACACUUGCCUGAGUUAGGCAUUGUUUGCCAUGCCACUAAACCUGCCGUCAAGUGAAACCUUCAUUGGGGAAAUGAGAUCGGAGUCUGAACCGCAGAAGAUGGACGCCCUGUCUCUGUUUUUUAUUGUUUUACUUUAAUUUCAUUUCUUUUUCUUUAUUUUGUCCCUUUUUUUUUUGUUUUUGUUUUUGUUUUUGUUUUGUUAAAUCUCUCUCACUUUAACUUGUGAGCUGGUUUUCCAGUUCUUUGUAAAUGGUAUUCCAUUAAGGUUCAUAACGUGUUGCAAAUUAUAUUGGGAGAUAAUUAACACAGCUCAACCUUAAGACAGAAUAAAUUUUUCAUGCAGUAAAUUAAAAUAUAGUGUUGAGAAGCUAGUGUGAGUCUUAAUUGGUGUUUAUAGAUUGAUCAGGUACAUUUUAUACUUAACAUUAAAACACUUAUGAGGAUCUUAGGAACACUUCCUGAUCUUAGUGUAACAUUUUUAUAGUUUCCCUCCCCACUCCAAGACUUUAUCUCAUAAAAAUGAAUGGAUGGCUUUUAAUUUUCAUCCGUCCCUCUAGAAUUCUAGGCAUACAAAAUCAUCAAGGAAAAUAAGCAAGUUUCUUACAGUGCAUUGGUAUGGGGAAGGUCUUUCAUUUUAUGAUUGUUCAUUAUACAAUUUAUUUCCUUGUCUUAUGAAGACUUUGUUGCCUAUGUGGGGAAAGGAUAUUUGAGAAAAUAUUGAUUAUUUAUUUGUGUGCGUGUUUUUCUGUUUGCUUGAAUUUUUUGUUGAAAAUUCUUCAGAGGUUACCAGUUUCUAAAUGGCUUCUGAGGUUAGGACUCAAGUAAUAUGAGAGAUACUAUUUUUCUCUCCAUUACUAAGGAAUAUAGUUUGGGGAAAAUGCUAAAUCUGAUUGUUUAAAUACUUUUAUAUACUCUGAUAUUAUUUAGAGGAUAAAUUUGAUAGGAUUUUAUUUCAGAAAUUGAGCAAUGGAACUUUUUCUUAAAAUACCUUUAAUAGAAUAAGACAGGUAUAAUUGAGCUUAGAGUUCUAGAUUACUCUCAUGAAAGGCAAUGAUAGUCUGACUUUGAAGCCAAAAGAGACUUUCUAAUACUAAGUGAUCAACUUUUGGCCCAUUUAAUCCCCUUUUUGUUUGURUAAUUUUUCUAUACUGUUUCUAUGGAUAGUUUGGCUUAUUAAUUGACAAGUAAUAUUAAACUUGGAAAUCAUUUUUUUUUUUAGGUGUAUAAAUUUUAGGGUACUGAAGCAUAGAAUUUUCACCUCAGGACCCCAGUUUUAUUAAGGAUAUUCAGAUUUUAUAAACCUUUUUUUUUWAAAGUCUACAUAACAGAUAAAGUGAGUGUGAUAUCAGUGUAAAUAGUAUAGUAUCAAUGUGGGUGUACAAAAAUACAUGUGUUAAUAAGUAUUUAGUGACUAACACAUACAAAAAUAGGUUGUUAUUUAAUGUCUUCAGUAAGACCUACCUUUUGUUUAUCUUUAUGCAUGUUAAACAAUCUAUUCUGUCAGAAUUUACAUUGAAAUAAUAAAAGUAACUUUUUGAAAUUAGGCAAAGUAAUAUAAAUUUAGAUGCUGCAGAGUUCUUAAAGCUACUACAAUGUACCUUUUAUUCUGUUCCUGUAGAUAAGACAUAAUUAAUAUUUAAAGCAAGUUUUAAGUUUCAUCUUGAAUUCCAUCCAUGUUUAGAGAUAUAUUCAGAUAAUAACGUUCAGAGAUUGAUCUCUAUACAUGGUUGUUUUAAAUAGGAUUUUUACCACUGAAACCAGGAAAAUUUACUACAUUAUAUUAUAUUUCAGCUUAGUAUGAUUUUGUACACUAUUUUAAAACGAUUUUGACCAAGUUCUUAACAGAAAUACUUAGCCAACUACAGUAUGACUAGUUMUAAAUGUAUCUACACUUAGUCAACUUUUACAGAAUUUUUUUUUUUGCUAAGAUAAAAAUGUGUGAAAGUUGCAAUCUUAAUAAAAAUUAUUUGAUUAAAAUCAGCAGUUACAUGGCAAAUGAUGUACUUUAAUUUUUUUCAUUUUUUUAGGUUGUAGGCAUUUUUUUAGUUUUUAAGAUUAUUUUAGUGUUACUAUUGUUAUUAACCAUUUAAAAUGUUUAUAAGCAAGACAUUUAAGCAUUAAUCAUUUCUCUUCAGAUAAGUAUAUAUGUAAAUUGGUUCUAAAAGUUACAUUUUAAGAAGGUUCCUGAGACUAGGGGAAAAAAUUUUUUGUCAUUAAUUCUCACAAAGUUUUAGUGAUUAUUAUUAUUUUUUCCAAGGCAUAUUCUUUGAAACUGGAUUCUUUUUAGGCAUCAUUGAUCGUUGUUGGUGAGAUGCCUUAUUAACAGAAUGGGUAUAGGCUUCCUUUUAAAUUGAAGCUGAUUACAUGAAGUAGGUUUAUGUUUUCUUCUGUUUAUUUGAACUUGAAUCUGUUGGAGGGUUAUCACAAUUGUUUGCAUCACAAGAAGAUAGUUUCAGUAACAGAAUAGUGGCACUCAUUAAGGAACAAAUUUCAAUUCGCACAUAUUUGUUUUUUCUUUUUCUUUUUUUUGACUAAUUUGGUUAUUUGCCAUUUCUGGGGAUUAAACUUUAAAAAAUGUUCUUCUUUUCUGUAUCUGAUGUUCUGUGUGCUAUUAGUGAUGCAGCCAACACGAACGGUUGUCAUGUGUAACACAACUUUCGAUCACCGCGAAAACACCGUCCUGGGAAAGCGUCCAUGCUUGAUAUCGUUUGGUUCAUGAACAUUAAGUUUCCAGUACAGGUAAAAUCCCAGAGGAAUCGAAAGCACUCUCUUUAUUGGCUCCUGCUCCAACUAUGACAAGUCUGAUGCCUGGUGCAGGAUUGCUUCCCAUACCAACUCCUAAUCCCUUGACUACUCUUGGUGUUUCACUUAGCAGUUUGGGAGCUAUACCAGCAGCAGCACUAGACCCCAAUAUUGCAACACUUGGAGAGAUACCACAGCCACCACUUAUGGGAAAUGUAGAUCCUUCUAAAAUUGAUGAAAUUAGGAGAACAGUCUAUGUUGGAAAUUUGAAUUCCCAGACAACAACAGCUGAUCAACUACUUGAAUUUUUUAAACAAGUUGGAGAAGUGAAGUUUGUGCGGAUGGCAGGUGAUGAGACUCAGCCAACUCGGUUUGCUUUUGUGGAAUUUGCAGACCAAAAUUCUGUACCAAGGGCCCUUGCUUUUAAUGGAGUUAUGUUUGGAGACAGGCCACUGAAAAUAAAUCACUCCAACAAUGCAAUAGUAAAACCCCCUGAGAUGACACCUCAGGCUGCAGCUAAGGAGUUAGAAGAAGUAAUGAAGCGGGUACGAGAGGCUCAGUCAUUUAUCUCAGCAGCUAUUGAACCAGAGUCUGGAAAGAGCAAUGAAAGAAAAGGCGGUCGAUCUCGUUCCCACACUCGCUCAAAGUCCAGGUCUAGCUCAAAAUCCCAUUCUAGAAGGAAAAGAUCACAGUCAAAACACAGGAGUAGAUCCCAUAACAGAUCCCGUUCAAGACAGAAAGAUAGACGUAGAUCUAAGAGCCCACAUAAAAAACGCUCUAAAUCAAGGGAAAGACGGAAGUCAAGGAGUCGUUCACGUUCUCGGGACAAGAGAAAAGAUACUCGAGAAAAGAUCAAGGAAAAGGAAAGAGUGAAAGAGAAGGAUAGAGAAAAGGAAAGGGAAAAAGAGAGAGAAAGGGAAAAAGAGCGUGAAAAAGAAAAGGAACGGGGGAAAAACAAAGACCGGGACAAAGAUCGAGAAAAGGACCGGGAAAAGGACAAAGAAAAGGAAAAAGAGAGAGACAGAGAAAAAGAGCAUGAAAAGGAGCGAGACAAAGAGAAAGAAAAGGACCAGGACAAAGAGAAAGAACGAGAAAAGGACAGAUCCAAAGAAAUAGAUGAAAAAAGAAAGAAGGAUAAAAAAUCCCGAACACCACCCAGAAGUUAUAAUGCAUCAAGAAGAUCUCGUAGUUCCAGCAGGGAAAGGCGGAGGAGAAGGAGCAGGAGUUCUUCCAGAUCACCAAGAAUGUCAAAAAACAUAAAAAGGAAGUCUUCUAGGUCUCCAUCCCCUAGGAGCAGAAAUAAGAAAGAUAAAAAGAGAGAAAAAGAAAGGGAUCACAUCAGUGAAAGAAGAGAGAGAGAGCGUUCAACUUCUACAAGAAAGAGUUCUAACGACAGAGAUGGAAAGGAGAAGUUGGAGAAGAAUAGUACUUCAGUUAAAGAGAAGGAGCACAAUAAAGAACCAGAUUCAACUGUGGGCAAAGAAGUAGAUGAUAAGGAUGUACCAAGGACUGAGGAAAACAAAGUACAGCAAAAUGGGAAUUGUCAACCAAAUGAAGAAAACCUCUCUACCAAAACAGAAGCAGUAUAGGACAGACUUAUGCACCUCUGCACUCAAAGGUGGAAUAAAAUCCAAAGCUUUUAAUUCUCUCAACAAGAUGUAAACAGGGAAGAAAUCUAGCCGAAUAUGAAGUUAGAAGCUAACAGCUUUUCUAAUUGUUAGGUGAUGUUAUGGACAUCUUGUUACUGAGUAAGAAAAUAAAGCAUGGACAUCAUGAAAAUACCAGAUGUUACCCAAACCCCUCAUCUUCUAAAAACUGUGUUUCCAUGGUGGCUGACACACUUGUCAUGUGAUUGUUAGUGUUUGCCAAGAACCAUUGCAAAUAAAUUGAACAUUAUUGAUCCAAAUUUGUACUUUCCCUAGAGACUGGAGGUAAACAUUGGAGGCUCUUAAAAAAAAAAAAAAUGCUAGUUACUGAAUUUUGUAUUGUUUUACUUUUUUUAAAAAAAAAUUUCGAUAUAUACAGUUUGAUGRUGUGCUUGAAAUUGGUGCAAAUAUAUACACACCCUUGUAAGUGCAAAGUAUGUAAGAAGUUUUAACAUUUACUUCACAGGAUUUACAGUGAUUGUGUUAAAUUCUCACUAUUGUGUUUUCUUUUGCUCACUGUUUAGGACAGCAGUUUUUCUUUAAAAUAGUUUUACAAUUAAAAUUGCUUAAAUAAGUGGAUUAAAAAACAACUGACAAUGCAUGCUACUGUUCUUUUUCAAAAGGAAGAGUAACUGUGUUGAAUACUAAUACUAAUGUAUUAGUAUUCAGUGUUUAGAAUCAUUGGGUCUACCCACAAACAGAGUAAGCAUUUCUUUUUGAACUUUCUUGACAUUUCCAAGUUUUAUUAUGAAUAAUAUUGCAGUGUGACUUGUCAGCUGUAGGUGGCAAGGAUGCCCUCAUAAAAAGGAAACUGGGUUUUCAAAAUGGGCUACGGGAGCACAAGCUAAAGCUUUAGUGCCUUCUACAAUGUGGUAUACUGUUUUCUAGAAUUUUAUAUGUGCUAGUCAUUCUCAAUUCAUAUGGAAUCUAGGUAUUCACACCAUAGAGAAGUAUGCAAGUGAUAUGUCAGAAGAGCUUAACUUAGUUCACUUCAUAUGAGAAGGAAACCUUGUUUUCAAGACUGACUUUAGAGUUUAAAACAACAGUGCAGUUUUGGGACCAUCAGUUUUAUAUAUAACUGUGAUAACUAAAAAUGAAACAUGCUCUAUUUUCCUCAAAGGAAACCAUUUAGUUGACUACAUUGGAUGGCCUUAAUUUUUACCUCUCAAUCAUUUUCCCAUAAACAAUCUGCAGAAAUUAUACUUAAAGGGAGGACAAGGAAUAUAUGGGAGGUUAUUUGUUUUGUUUAAGACUAUGUUUACUUGAGUUUAAGAUACAGGUCAUCCAUCAUUCACUUUUUGCAGAAAGUAUACAAGUAGUAAAAUGACAACAUAUCUAAUAUUUUCCCCCAAAACUAUAACUCGUAGUUUCUGAACUCUUUUCAUUAUUGUUAUAUUUCCAAAAGUACUUUUAAUUAGCAUUUUAUUAARAAUCAAGUAUAAUUAUUUUAAUGCAAUCUAAUACAAUCAAAUUACUCAGUUGCCUUACCUCAUGGGACGAGUUACUUUUUACAGAUUUAAAAAGCUGAGUAGCAUGUUAGUUACUUGGUUUCAACUUGAGUCUUCUUUUUAAAUGUUAAUACUGUUGAAACUUAAGUAUUUGAUGGAGAAUGGAAAGAGUUGUUCUUUUUGCAAGUUAUGAAGCCUGGUUUGAUUUUGAAGCUGCUUAAUCAUCUUCAUAUGUUCAGAAUUACUGUGGUUUUUUUUUUUUUCUCCUUUUUUGUCACUGUGUACAUUAAAAUUUUGGAAAAUGCUUUACUAUGUAAAGUAUAGGUGGUCAUUGUAAUCAUUCAACCACAUAAGGUUGGCUGGUAAACAGUUUAUUCUGAUACAAGAAUGCUUGGGUGCAUAUGGAAAGAUUGUGAAGGAGUGUGUGUCUUGUAUCAACAGCUGUCUUAUUUAUGAUAUGUAAGUAGAAUAGAGCAAAUGUUGUUUGAAUCUGUUAUUUUUAGUACCAUUUCUCUAAUAAAGCUAAGUAUUUUAGAGGAAAA
Urocitellus parryii (Arctic ground squirrel) is the source of this 6395-nucleotide messenger RNA. RefSeq names its product splicing regulatory glutamic acid and lysine rich protein 1 (gene Srek1). NCBI's taxonomy places the organism in Eukaryota, Metazoa, Chordata, Mammalia, Rodentia, Sciuridae. Gene Ontology annotation, cellular component: nucleoplasm. The record is from RefSeq and is a predicted model, not a curated record. Gene Ontology annotation, molecular function: RNA binding.